Molecule: messenger RNA, 480 nt
Organism: Aspergillus chevalieri
Lineage: Eukaryota; Fungi; Ascomycota; Eurotiomycetes; Eurotiales; Aspergillaceae
Exons: 2
Coding region: 1-480 (159 amino acids)
Molecular function (GO): RNA binding; RNA nuclease activity
Source: RefSeq, a predicted model, not a curated record
AUGCAUCUUAUCCAAGCAUUCUUCUACGUCGCCCUUCUCGUCGCAACUCCCAUCUUCGCUGCCCCCGCCGGCAAAUCAGCUCCCACCGCUCCUUCAACCGUAACUUGCAAACCCACCACCAACGCCUCCUCCACGAAAACCUUCAAAGUCAGCGUCUCGCGCGCCAAAGACGAGAUGACAAAAGCCGGCCUCAACACCGGCAAGUCCGGCGACCCACACGUCUACGGCAACACAGACAAGAUAAAAUGGGGCGUUGGCGCAUGUGACAAGGCCGGAGCGCAUUUGCUCGAGUAUCCUGUGUUUUGGGAGGGGCAGAAGGCGAAUUGGGAGAAGAAUGAGUAUACGGCAUUGCAGGCGAAGACGCCGAUUCGGGUUGUUUACGCGAAUGCGAAUGGGGCGGCGGUUUACUGUGGAGUUAUGACACAUGCGAAGGUGACGAAGGAGUUUAAGGGGGAGGAUUACUUUGUUAAGUGUGAGUGA